AUGGGAAACUCCGUUCGCGCCCAUGAAAUCGAGACCGUCCUCAAACUGUGUGCUGAAAAACGGCAAAGAAACUACGAGGUUAUUACUGGACUAGCCAUUCUUUUCGAACAGGACGACACAGGUGCAGCUGAAGAAUAUGUUCAUUUUAAAUCUCUAUUAAAGACAUUCGGAGUAAAUGACAUUGAGCAAUGCGUCAUCCUUGCAGGAACUCGCUCCCCAGGACAUGUCGUCGCCAGGAAUCUUCAUAUGUACAUCUCCGCUGGCAUUGACCGUUGUUCUAAAGGAAACUCCAGGCGAUACCUCGCAAUCGUCCACUACGCGGGGCAUGGGUUUUAUGAUCCAGCGGAUGACAAUCUUUACUUCACAUCCGGGCAUAAGGAGCCAUAUCACUUUUCCUCUGACACUCUUACAAACUGCAUCGCCAAGUUUUACGAAGGAACAUGGCCUCCGUUUGAUGUCGUUUUGUCAAAUAUAACCAGUCUCUCUGCCACCAAUCAGCGCGGGCUCGCCUUUUUGGCCGAAUGGCAGAUUCUGACACGAGGAGUGUCAUUACGAGGUUCGCUAAAGCAAGGAGAAACGGUGGAGCUGCUAGCUGGUGUGGACGACGAAACUACUGCAUUUUCAAGAACUACAGUAGGCCGUCGACGAACCUUUACAUCGAAACUGGCGGAUCAAGUGGCAUUAGCGUCUGCAAGGAUGCUAUCUAUUGAUUUCAUUGAGCUGCUUCAGCGAACUUAUGAUGCUUCAGUGGCCAAGAAACCAGUCCAUAAGUUCUUAGCUGGCAAUAUCCCAAUCAGGUUGCCGUUUGCCUCAGGUAAAAAGGCGUCUCUUCCUCAAUCACCAACCAUUCAACUAUCUAUGAUAACUGGAGAAUAUACCGUCGUGAUCGCAUGCCACAUUGUCGAUGAUCCGAGUUCGACAGCCGUAAAGCGGCUAGUUAAAUCGAUUGAGGAUAUUCACAGCUUAAUAGGGGUCACCGUCGACCAAGUAUACCGUUGCCGAUCUAGCGGCCUUGUUCUUCGAGUGCCCCAUAGUAUUCUCCUAUCACUAGAAACCCUACCCGGAAUUAAGGUGAUGUUUGAAUAUGUGGAGAGCUCUGAAUCCGAAUCACCAGCAUCCCCUUCCAGCCUUCCAAAGCACCCGUUCUUGCCACCAGCAUCUCCUUCGCUCAGAAAUCAAGAGAACAUGCCACCAGGAGGGUUGUCUCAACUAAGCCCUGCAAACAAGGAAGAGUUUUGA
Microsporum canis CBS 113480 is the source of this 1239-nucleotide messenger RNA. RefSeq lists its product as uncharacterized. The transcript is spliced from 2 exons. The record is from RefSeq and is a predicted model, not a curated record. The coding region runs from base 1 to 1239 and encodes 412 amino acids. NCBI's taxonomy places the organism in Eukaryota, Fungi, Ascomycota, Eurotiomycetes, Onygenales, Arthrodermataceae.